AUGACGUGUUUUGUGACGGUAGGAACGACAUUAUUCGAAGGUUUGAUAAAUGAAAUAUUGUCUGAUGUUUGUAUUGAAGAUUUGAGAAGUAUUGGAGUGAAUAGAAUUCUUCUACAAAUCGGUGAGUCACGCGUUAAACAUUGGUUAGAAAAUUCAAUUUUUGUUAUUUCAAGGUAACGGAAGUUUUCCGAAAUGAGGUUAUUGAGAGAAUAUUCAAAGAAGAUACCUUGGAUGAAGGAAAAACUGUAUAUAAAGGUAUGAAAAUCGAAUAUUAUAAAUUCAAGCCGUCUUUAUUGGAAGAUAUCGAAAAUUCUACAGUGAGUACUCAAUAAUUUAUAUCAGUCAUAUAAAUGGCUCUUUUUUCCGAUUGUGAUAGGUCAUGCUGGUGCCGGUACUUGUCUGGAAGUUUUGAAACUCCAGAAACCGUUCAUUGUUGUUAUCAACGAAUUAUUAAUGGAUAAUCAUCAAGCUGAACUUGCUGUUGCUCUUGCAGAAGGUGCACAUCUACUUCAUUGCACUCCUUUCACACUUUCAGAAACAAUCCGAAAUUCAGGAUUAUUCACUCUAAUUCCUUAUAUUCCACUAAGUCAAAAACGAGUUGCUCGAUUUAUCGACAACAGAAUGGGUGUGUGA
This is a messenger RNA of Caenorhabditis angaria, 633 nucleotides long. Lineage: Eukaryota; Metazoa; Nematoda; Chromadorea; Rhabditida; Rhabditidae. The record is from the annotation of a GenBank genome assembly.